Messenger RNA from Medioppia subpectinata, 1193 nucleotides. NCBI's taxonomy places the organism in Eukaryota, Metazoa, Arthropoda, Arachnida, Sarcoptiformes, Oppiidae. The record is from the annotation of a GenBank genome assembly.
ACGUAAUGUGUGUUUGAAAAGUGAAUUGACAUAAAAUGAGACGAUUUAGUCGUUAUAACAGUCAUUGAAACUCAAUUCAGAGCAUAUUUUUUCAUAUGAUUUGUAAACUAUUUUUGUUACUAAUUAUUACAAACACUUGUUUGACAUCCGUUUGCGACACAUAUUAAACAAUUGUAUGUUUCGACACAUCAUAUGAUAAACCAAUUGUAAUAUUCAUUACAUAGAGUGAGACAUAAGGAGAGACACAGUGUGUGAGCGAAAGGGUGUGCCAUAACUCACAACAACAACAACUAAAUCGACCUCCGCUAGUGAUCGGCAAAGAGAGCUGUUUUUCGGCCAAAAUCUGGACUCCGCUGAUAAGAAGCCGUUGACCACCGCUUCCGCCACCACUUCGUCGCCAGUGAUGUCAUCGAUGUCUUCGCGCAAACCCAAGGGUAGGGCCGCCACCAAAAAGCGGGCGCAAAGGGCCACCAGUAAUGUGUUCGCCAUGUUUGACCAGGCGCAAAUCCAAGAGUUCAAAGAGGCGUUCAAUAUGAUAGACCAGAAUCGGGACGGUUUCAUCGAUAAGGAGGAUCUGCACGACAUGUUGGCCUCAUUGGGCAAGAAUCCGGAGGACCAAUACCUCGAGGGUAUGAUGAAUGAGGCCCCGGGACCCAUCAACUUCACCAUGUUUUUGACACUCUUUGGCGAACGACUUCAGGGCACAGACCCCGAAGAGGUGAUCAAAAACGCGUUCAACUGUUUCGAUGAGGACAACAGCGGUGUCAUCCACGAGGAGAGGCUCCGCGAACUGCUCACCACAAUUGGCGAACGAUUCUCCGACGAAGACGUGGACGACAUGUAUAGAGAGGCGCCGAUCGAUAAGAACGGAAUGUUUGAUUACCUGGAGUUCACUCGUAUCCUAAAACACGGCGCCAAAGAUAAAGACGACCAGUGAUUGAUUGAAUGCCUUAACCGAUGGAUCCAUUAGUUAUGUCUUAUAGUGGUGUCCGAUAUUUGCCGCCAAACUAUUGGUGUUUUGUGUACUUCUUUCGCAAACACAUCACUUAUUUCUCGCACUUUAAUUGCUUUUAUGGUAUUUAUUAUGAAUUUUAUUAUAUUAUUAUAUAAACUGUUUGUAUACAACAAUUAAACCGCAAUUUUAUAUGUAUUUUUGAACACAAAUUACUAAUAAAUUUAUACUUUAAAAUGAA